ACUUUCCUUCAUCCCAUGGUCUCUCUUUUCCACAAACCCCUCAGUAUUUUCUCUAAACAAGCAGCUCAUCCAGCAAUUCUCUUCCAAGUUACGAAGGAAGUUGAUGAAGGGUAGAUUUUGGUCUGAUCCGUUUGUUCCUGUGGAAAAUCACUUCACUCUGUUCAAAUGGCUCGAUCUGCAGUAGAUGAGACUUCAGAUUCUGGUGCUUUCCUAAGAACUGCUUCAACAUUUCGUAAUUUUAUUUCACAAGAUCCGAAAUCCCAAUUUCCAGCAGAAUUUGGAAGGUAUCAUCUGUACAUAUCAUAUGCGUGCCCAUGGGCUUCCAGGUGCCUUGCAUACUUGAAGAUCAAAGGACUUGACAAAGCCAUUACUUUCACGUCAGUCAAACCCAAGUGGGAAAGAACAAAGGAAACUGAUGAGCACAUGGGAUGGGUUUUUGCUGCUUCGGAGACAGAGGAACCAGGAGCUGAACCUGACCCUUUGAAUGGAGCAAAAAGUAUUAGAGAACUUUACGAGCUUGCUAGUACAAACUACACUGGAAAGUAUACUGUUCCUGUACUAUGGGAUAAGAAACUCCAGACAAUUGUUAAUAAUGAGAGUUCAGAGAUAAUCCGCAUGUUUAAUACUGAAUUCAAUGAUAUAGCAGAGAAUGCAGCUUUGGACCUUUAUCCUCCUCACUUGCAAGCCCAAAUUAAUGAGAGUAAUGAAUGGAUAUACGUUGGGAUAAACAAUGGUGUCUAUAAAUGUGGGUUUGCAAGGAAGCAAGAGCCUUAUGAAGAGGCCGUGAAACAGUUGUAUGAAGCUUUGGACAAAUGUGAGGAGAUACUUGGCAAGCAACGGUACAUAUGCGGGAACAAACUGUCUGAAACAGAUAUUCGAUUGUUUGUCACCCUCAUAAGAUUUGAUGAGGUAUAUGCUGUCCACUUCAAGUGUAACAAGAAACUGCUACGUGAGUACUCGAAUCUCUUCAAUUACACCAAGGACGUUUUUCAAAUGCAUGGGAUCAGUAGUACAGUCAACAUGGAACACAUCAAGCGGCAUUACUAUGGAAGCCAUCCUUCUAUUAAUCCAUUUGGCAUCAUUCCUCUUGGACCUGAUAUUGACUACUCUUCUCCUCAUGACAGAGAGAGGUUUUCUACAUAAAUUGUAAAUGAAUGCAGACUACUGGAUAAAUGGUUUUUAUCUUGAAGUUAUAAGGUUUUUACUUUGGAUAAUCACCUGAAGCCUUCAUAUAUCUUGAGGGAAAAUAGAUUCUUCAAAAAGGUGCGUAUGAAUAAUCGUAGACGAAUGUGUGUUAUAA
Molecule: messenger RNA, 1300 nt
Organism: Alnus glutinosa
Lineage: Eukaryota; Viridiplantae; Streptophyta; Magnoliopsida; Fagales; Betulaceae
Exons: 7
Coding region: 166-1143 (325 amino acids)
Cellular component (GO): cytoplasm
Molecular function (GO): glutathione transferase activity
Source: RefSeq, a predicted model, not a curated record